AUGUUUCCCUUUGCUAUAUGGCCUAUUUGGGUUAAUAGAAACAAUAACCUUUUUAAUAACACUACUAACAAAGCUUUUAUGCAAUAUGCUUAUAAGCUAGCAGUGGAAUAUAAACUCCUCACAGAAAAGGAAACUAUGCCACAACAAAAAAUUCCUAUCUUGGCAAAAUGGCUUAAACCUACUUGUAACCAUAUUAAGCUUAAUACUGACAGCUCAUUUAAUGAAGAAACAUCUACAUGUGGCUUUGGUGGUCUAUUCGGGGACAACAAUGGUAAAUGGGUGCUUGGGUUCCAGGGGUCUCUACCAGGCCUAUCUCUCUUGCAUGCUGAGCUGAUGGCACUAAAGACAAGCCUAUAUCUUGCAAUGGAACAAGGAUUCACUAACUUAGAAGUGGAAUCAGACUCGACGGAUGUUAUUGAUGCACCAGGCGAGAGUUCAAACGAUCAGGUACACCUUCAGAUAGGCCAACAAACCAGCUCACAAGCUGGCUAA
Nicotiana tabacum (common tobacco) is the source of this 492-nucleotide messenger RNA. The record is from RefSeq and is a predicted model, not a curated record. NCBI's taxonomy places the organism in Eukaryota, Viridiplantae, Streptophyta, Magnoliopsida, Solanales, Solanaceae.